Molecule: messenger RNA, 822 nt
Organism: Brassica oleracea var. oleracea
Lineage: Eukaryota; Viridiplantae; Streptophyta; Magnoliopsida; Brassicales; Brassicaceae
Product: ubiquitin-conjugating enzyme E2 20-like
Exons: 6
Coding region: 114-638 (174 amino acids)
Source: RefSeq, a predicted model, not a curated record
AUAACCUCAGAGACUCUCCCAUCGAUCAUCCUCUCUCUCAUCAGAAGAAGAAGUAUCUUUGUUUUCGCUCUCUUCUUCUACUUUCGAUCUUUGACGAUUAGAAAAGGAAAGUGAUGGCUGCCGUUAAUGGGUACCAAGGAAACACUCCGGCGGCGUCAAAGCAAUCUGCUCCUCCGACUAAGACUGUUGAUAGCCAAUCUGUUCUCAAAAGGCUGCAAUCUGAACUAAUGGGCUUGAUGAUGGGUGGUGACCCGGGAAUAUCGGCUUUCCCAGAGGAAGACAACAUAUUCUGUUGGAAAGGGACAAUAACAGGAAGCAAAGAUACUGUGUUUGAAGGAACUGAGUACAGACUCUCACUCUCUUUCUCCAAUGACUAUCCUUUCAAGCCUCCUAAGAUCAAGUUCCACACUGGUUGCUUCCACCCCAAUGUUGAUCUCUACGGCAAUAUCUGUUUGGACAUUCUUCAGGAUAAAUGGUCGUCUGCAUACGAUGUCAGGACAAUACUACUAUCGAUUCAGAGCCUUUUGGGAGGACCGAACAUCAGCUCACCAUUGAACACUCAAGCAGCGCAGCUCUGGAGCAACCAAGAAGAGUAUAGGAAGAUGGUUGAGAAGCUCUACAAGCCUCCCAGUGCAUGAUAGCUUCAGGAUGUGUCAUUCCUUUGCUCUACAAUUUGUUUCUGAUCAUCAACAGUUUUAUCUGUAGCAGUUUGUGUCAUUCAUUUGCUCUAUAAUUUGUUUCUGAUCUUCAACAGUUUUACCUGAGCCAAAUAUUGAUAUUGAUGUGAGCUUUUCAAAAAUUAAUCAGAAUGAUACACACAUU